Arachis duranensis is the source of this 1253-nucleotide messenger RNA. RefSeq lists its product as uncharacterized. NCBI's taxonomy places the organism in Eukaryota, Viridiplantae, Streptophyta, Magnoliopsida, Fabales, Fabaceae. Bases 488 to 916 code for a protein of 142 amino acids. The record is from RefSeq and is a predicted model, not a curated record. Gene Ontology annotation, biological process: protein folding in endoplasmic reticulum; autophagosome assembly. The transcript has 5 exons. Gene Ontology annotation, cellular component: endoplasmic reticulum; membrane; EMC complex.
AUCGGAAAUUUACGUUGCUAUUUUUUUUUCUCUUCUUCGUUAAUUCGUAUUUUCGGAUCUACUUUCCAAAUUUGUGUAUCUGAGAUGCGAGAUCGUUCUGUUUCUAAUAUUCGAUUCGAAUCGAUUCUAACAUUUUCGUAGAAGCUGAGCUGAAUUUCCGUAGCUUACAAUUUACCUUUCAUUUGAUUUCAUUCAAAUUAAGAGAUUAAACAAAGUUUUUCAUAGCUCUGUUUUGAAUUAGUCUUUUAGAUCUUGCGGUAGUUUGAACAUCGAUGUUCAUGUGAAAUUGCGAAACUGCUAUAGUGCACACAUAAACUUAGAUCUGGAUUUUCAAUGUUUCACAUUGAGCUGCACGGACUUCAAAGUUUGGUAUCUGUUUGAAAUAGCAGCAACUGCGUUUUAUUUAGAGUGAAAUGACAGAUCUCAAACUUAGUAGCUUAGUAACUGGACUUCGAAAACCAGAAACAUAUUGUCAAAGAGGCAGAAUAUGGCUGAACAUGUUAAGUCAGAGACGAAACCAACCGAUGGAGCGGAUGAUUUACUAACUGCUGAAAAUAUGCAGAUUGCAGAGCAACAUGAAGAUUAUCUAUGUCAGCGGACAUUUUUGUCUAUAAUCGGUGGAGUAGUUGCUGGAAUUUUUGGGUUUACAGGCUUAAAAGGAUUUGUCUUAUACUUUCUGCUAAUGUCUUUUACUUCACUUGUGCUCCUAGCAAAAUCUAAAAUUUCAAUCCACUCAUACUUUGACUCCCGGAAUCGAGUGCUAAUGGAUGGCUUUCUAGGUGGUCUAAUGCUAGUCAUUUGUGCUGUUCUGGACAUUUGCAUACGACGUUGUACAUAUAUUUUGAUCGAAAGUCGUCUGGAAAUGCCUUUAAAAAGGCAACUUUUGGCGUCUGUUGCUGAUUUCGCUGCUUGCUAGAUUGCUUUACAGGACCAUCUAGUUACUGGAUAGCUUCAUGAUGACUUUGUAAGCUCUACUUCCGUUGGGGAUUAUGUAAUCUUAGAGAGGAAACAAUUUUGUUAAAUUGGACUCGGGGAGAUUAUUCUAUAGACUAGUUUGUAUAUGUAGCGAUUUAUUUUGGCAUUUAGUUUAAGUUGCUUCUUAACGAAAAUAUGAUGUUUCACCUGCAGCUUUCUGUGAUGAAACUCCUUGAUUGACAAGGUAAGACCGCAUUCUGGUAUCCAUUGUACAACCUUAAGUCUCUAGUAUAUAUGCCCACUGAUUUCUAAAUUCAACUGUGGGCUUUUUAUUUUGA